Aspergillus uvarum CBS 121591 is the source of this 400-nucleotide messenger RNA. RefSeq lists its product as uncharacterized. The record is from RefSeq and is a predicted model, not a curated record. Lineage: Eukaryota; Fungi; Ascomycota; Eurotiomycetes; Eurotiales; Aspergillaceae. The coding region runs from base 135 to 368 and encodes 77 amino acids. The transcript is spliced from 2 exons.
GCACGGGCCAUGUAUCUCUUCGUCGGCUCUUGGUUGGCUCAGACUGGCUGGUUUUUCAGAGCGGGUGCCUUUUGGCGCCCAUCGUUGAGACCAUAGACUUGCACCGAACCGCCGGCGGCUGGUGCAGACAGCCAAUGGUGGAGGGGAAAGCGAAGCUUGGCAUGCACCUCUUGCUGUGUUUUCACAGUCUGGCGGCCAAUGAAUGUUGGGAGACUUCUAAGCGCCAGCAGAAUUGUUUCUCAUGGUUUGAUGGGGAACAAGAAGGGCGAAAUCGAACAGUAUGCCCCCCAUCAGAGCUACAAAGCGAUGAAAAACGGGAAGAUAGUGCUGAAGAAGAGGUGCUGCUUAUUGAAAUAGACGUGGGUUGAUGUGUCUGAGUACGGCAGGAAGAGAUUGUGCU